Messenger RNA from Amphiprion ocellaris (clown anemonefish), 3166 nucleotides. RefSeq lists its product as uncharacterized. The transcript has a single exon. The record is from RefSeq and is a predicted model, not a curated record. The coding region runs from base 199 to 1008 and encodes 269 amino acids. Lineage: Eukaryota; Metazoa; Chordata; Actinopteri; Pomacentridae.
GAAGCUCACGUUGUUGCUUCACACUUCUUAUCUAUAAAUAUGCUUCUCUUAUCUCAGUUUGCGGUGGGGAAAAACUGUGUCGCCUUUGUUAUACGGAGGCAUUAUAUCAACAAUUGGUCCAGGAAGCAGGUGUAAUGAGGGAACUUGCGUUGGGAUUGUGUUGCUCGUUAAAACAGAAGAAUCUUUUUGCUAUGAAGGAUGGCUGAAGCAACGUUGUUUGAACCUGAGGAGGAAGGUGCUGCUGCUGUGGAAGCCAAUCUCACCGCUGCAAACAAAACAAAGGGAGCAGAACAGCGAGGGGAUGACAGCGACUCGGUCACACAGCCUCUGCUUCAACACCAGGACAGCCGUGACGAGGGUCGCCGAGCAGACGUGCAAACGGCGACAGAUGGGGCCGACCGAGCGACAUCUGUUCCACAAGAGCUGGAAGUGGCUGGCAGGGAUCAGGCCGGCUGCAGUGGAAGUGUCAGGAGUUUGUGCAGCGACAACAGUCGCCACGAAUGCCCCAUCUGCAGCGAGCUGUUCGACUCGCACGGCGAUCACCGCCUCACCUUGCUCAACUGCGACCAUGCCUUGUGCCACCAAUGCACCACCAGCAUCAUGAGCCGGGCCAAAGACGCCAGCCGGCUCCGGUGCCCCUUCUGUCGGCAGAACACCCCGUUUCCUCAGUGGGAGAUCCGGCGGCUGCAGGAGGAGUCGUACUCCGACGGCGUCUACCAGCCAGCGGAGGACCUCGUCGUCGGUCCAGGCCCGGAACUUCCGGCCGUUCCAGUGUCGCCGUUGUGCUGCUUGACUCUGGAGAGGCAGCUGGAGGCUCAGACUGACAGAAACAUUUGUGGCUGCUGCAUGUAUCCGUCCUGCCUGGUCAGAGGCCUCAGAGUAGUUCGACUGCACUCGCUGUGUUUCUCCUUAUCGCUCAUCCUGCUGCUCUUCCUGGUGCUGCUCAGCUACUUUCUCUACAUGAUUGUUCCUAUGAUAAUGCUGUCGAUAUUCUUUAAUAAGGGCUAAGCUCGGUGGUGGAAAGUACAUUUACUCAAGUACCUGCACAUACGUGUACUGAAUAUUUCCAUUUUAUGCUGCUUCCCACAUUUAUUUAGUUAAGAUUUGACACAAUGGAUAAUUUAACACACUUUUAUAAGAACAACACAUAGCUUACAGCUGGUUGCUCCACUGAAUACUGAUUUUUCUCCAUAACUUUUCUCUAUAACUUGAUUUAAUUUCAAUUAAUGUUUUAAUGAUCCAAUGAAAAGUACAUUUACUUAAUUCCUGCACAUUUGAUAUUUGAGAUACUUGUAUUUUCAAUGAGUAUUUGCAAUUUUAUUCUGCUUUUUGCUGCUAGUCCCACAUUUAUUUAGUUACUUUCAAUGAGCAAAUAUGACAUAAUGGAUAAUAGAACAAGAUUUUAUAAUACAGUACAUAGUUAAAGAUUAAACCAGUUUCCGACCUUUUUUGGCUUCUUACCAAAAGCAUAGUGACGUCAGCUUCACAUUUGUUGUUAACAGCUGCACCAAAUGCUUAUUUUUCUCCAUAUCUUUUCUCUGUAACUUGGUUUCACUUCAAUAAAUCUUAAAAUGAUCUCAUAUAUCAGCAAAAAUCAAAGAUUAGAGGAGAAACUGACGAUAGAUUUGUGUUUCAGAACUUUGUUUUUGCCUUUUUUGCCUGAUAAUGCUCAGAUUUAUCUGCUGUUCCUGCAUCUAAAACUGAAUAUAAACUAGCUCCACGUGUAGGAACUGCAACCAUAACGUUCAAUAAUAAUAAUCUAAUGAUGCCUUAUAGCAUAAUAUACUGUAUAUAAUAAUAUAUCAGUCUGAGGAACCAAAGCAGAGAAGAACUUUUAUUUUAAUACUUUAACUACGUUUUGCUGCUAAUGCUUAUGUUUUCUUGACUGAAGCAGCAGUUUUCUUGCAGGUUUGUAACUUUUAAUUGAAUAUUUUUACAUUUUUGUAUAAGUAUUUUUACUUAAGUGAAGGAUCUGAAUACUUCUUCCACUUCUGCCUAAGCUUAUCACAUGAGUGAGCUGUUUAUGGCUCUGAAUUAACUGUUCUUCGUAUGUUCUAAUGUCAGAUUUGAAAUGGUCAUCUGCAUUUUGGCACAUUCAAACAGAGUUCGGGCUUCAGUUGUUUAAUUAACCUCGUUUAUUAUCUUCAAUUCAGAUCACAUGGUCAGUCCAAACUCACCUUUGGACUCAUCUAGCAGUCCUUUACUGUAAAUAUUACCAUUGGAAAAACUCCAACUUAGAGUUAGCAAAAGGAAAACUGGCUCCAGAAUGCUGAUUUGGAGGAGCACAUGAGGAAUUAGGUUUCAAUACUGUAAAAGUUAAUUGUAAAAUCUCAAAUUAAAGGGAUCCAAGUGUGUUAUUUGUCUGUCAACCUCUGACUCUGGUUUUCUUUGAGGACUGAUGCAGCUUUGUAGGAUUUGGUGCUCCGGAUAAUGGAGGUUUGACUUUGGAUCAAAACUCCUCAUAUCUUUCUGGGUCUCUUAAUGACCUACUUCUCAUCAGAGAUGCUCUGAGCUGCUCCUGCUGCAUAUUCUUAGCAACAAAAACCCAGCUUGAUCUGCUUUCAUAGAGCACAUGAAGGAAACUUGGCCCUACAAUCUGAGCCUUUAUAUCCAAAGUCUACACUCAAAGAGGAGAAGACAGCAGUGAUGAAAGCUGGAACUAAGACUCCUAUGGACUUGUUUCUUUCUUUCUUUUUUUUGUUCUGUUGGUGACGUACUUCUACUCUCUUAACUUUGUUAUGAUAUGCAUCCUUUUGAAGGAGAACAGUGGAGAAAAACACCACCUUUGUAGCAACCUGCUUACUUUGCAGUUUUAUUUUUCAGCCAUGAUUUCUACCAUUUCUCUAAAAAUGACCGGACAAGUGUUCUAUAUUUUGUUGACCUCUGCACUUAUUGUACACCAAAACAGUAUCCCAAAUAUUUCCUACAAUGUUCAAACCAAUGCCUUAAACAUGCAUUCUUUUAUUGGCCAGUAGGGGCCAGUAAGAUCUGACUGUGUAGAAGUCUGUGAGGAAAUGAACCUACUUCUCACCUGAUCUGUUACCUUAAUAAACAUUUUCUUAAUGAAUUUAUGGUCUUAAUCACUAGUUUAAUGUCUUCUUUAAUGCUUUAUGAUGUUCAGUUUGUAAAUUUUGGUCCCAUUUACAGUAAAAUAGAUGACAAAUCA